AGCAGCAGCGAGGACCGGAGCCAGCCACCUCACCAUCUGCACGAGCCGAACGGGAUGUCGGGAAGUCGACAAAGAGGACGGGGAGCUUCAUCCUGAUCAGUGCAGAAGAAGCUGGUGAAGAUCAUCUGCUGCUGUAGGAGAAGUGCCUGAUGCUCAGAUCCAGCAGGAUGGAGGAGUUUGUGACUGAAGAGGACGAGCCAUGGUACGACCAGAGAGACCUGGAGCAGGAUCUGCACUUGGCAGCAGAGCUAGGGAAGACCCUUCUGGAACGCAAUAAGGAGCUGGAGGACUCGCUGCAGCAGAUGUACAUCACCAAUGAAGAGCAGGUGCAGGAGAUUGAGUACUUGUCCAAGCAAGUGGAGAUGUUACGGGAGAUGAAUGAGCAGCAUGCAAAAGUCUAUGAGCAGUUGGACGUGACAGCUCGAGAGCUUGAGAUCACCAAUGAGAAGCUGGUGUUGGAAAGCAAGGCUUCACAUCAGAAAAUAGACAGGUUGACGAGCACCAUGGAGAUGCUGCAGGGCCAGGUGGACACACUGACUGCCCGUGUAGAGGAACUGCGCACACUUGAAGAACUCAGGGUUCGCAGGGAGAAGAAAGAGAGACGAAAAACUGUGCACUCUUUCCCUUGCCUCAAGGAGCUCUGCACCGCACCCAGGUAUGAGGAUGGAUUCAGGGUGUCUGACCCAGGUAGUGGUGACCUGCAAGAGCGGCGGCCGGCAGAUGAAGAAAAUGAGCACCUGCGUGCACUGGUUGCGUCUCUCCGUGCAGCUGUAUCAGCCGAACGUGGGCGACGGGAGAAUGCAGAGCGUGAGUGCACCGCCGUGCUGCAGGAGUUUGAGCGCUUGGAGCAGCGACUUCUGGGUGCCGAGGGUUGCCAACAACGUGUCCAUGAGCUGGAGGCAGAGCUGCAGGAGCUACAGCAGCUACGCAAGUCGCGUGCCUGCUUACUGGUUGCUGAGGAUGGCCUGGAGCAGACGCUGCUCAGCAGUGCCCCGGAAACAGAUACGGUGGAGGAUGUUGCAGGUGCAACACAAGAGAGCUCUGGUGAACCCCCAGUACGCAAGAGCUGUAGUGACACAGCACUGGACGUCAUCUCAGCGGUAGAUGCCUCUGGACGACGCAAGGGCAGCUACGCACUCCAUGCCAAUGGUGUGCGCAAGCGUGGCAUGUCCAUCUUGCGUGAAGUGGACGAGCAGUACCAUGCAUUGCUCGAGAGGUAUGAGGAGCUGCUGGGCAAGUGCCGGCGCCAUGAAGAGAGUCUGCGCCAUGCUGAGGUACAAACUUCACGGCCUGUCUCCAGAGACCCGUCCAUGAAGGAGUGUCGUGCAACGGAGGCCGCAACACAGCCAGGCACGCCACCGCAAACACCCUCAACACCUGAGGCCAUGGAGGGCAUCAGCCGGCAGGUGGAGGCUGUGGACAAGCGGCUGAGCCAGAACACACCUGAGUACAAGGCUCUGUUCAAAGAGAUCUUCUCACGCCUGCAGAAGACCAAGACCGACAUCAACUCCACCAAAGGGAGGAAAAGUGGGAAAUAGCGCUUGGCUUUUUUUGCUCAGAGGAAUGCAUGGUAGGAUCUAUUGUUCUACCUCAAUUAAGACCACAGUCUUAAUUGUUUAAUUGGCCAGAUCAGAUUCAGUAAGCUGGCGUCUGAAAAGGAUUCAUGCUAGUGCAGAGCUAAUGGGUAGAGUAGAAUAUCGGGGCUUACUUGCCACGUUAGUGCACCUCAGAUGAGGACGAGCAUUGACAAAGCAGGUCAUGUCUGAUGGAUCUUUCUUUGGUUGUUUGUGUUUUAAGGAAGAUUUAAGAUUGUUUCUCACUGUUGGUUUUCCUGGAACUUAACCUACUACCAGGGUACCUGUAUUUAAAAAAAAAAAAAAAAAAAAGGGCACACCACUGCUUAUUCUUCCUAUUUCCGUAACUGUAUGUAACAACCUCUAUUCUGUAAUCAUCUCUUUCCAAUAUUAAAGACGCUUUGCUUAUAA
Molecule: messenger RNA, 1985 nt
Organism: Pangasianodon hypophthalmus (striped catfish)
Lineage: Eukaryota; Metazoa; Chordata; Actinopteri; Siluriformes; Pangasiidae
Gene: cdr2l
Product: cerebellar degeneration-related protein 2-like
Exons: 6
Coding region: 150-1538 (462 amino acids)
Source: RefSeq, a predicted model, not a curated record